This is a messenger RNA of Rotaria sp. Silwood1, 1461 nucleotides long. NCBI's taxonomy places the organism in Eukaryota, Metazoa, Rotifera, Eurotatoria, Philodinida, Philodinidae. The record is from the annotation of a GenBank genome assembly.
AUGAUUGAUCCAACAACAACAACAACCAUAAAUGAUACAGGCGGUGGUGGUGGUGGCGACGGUGGCAAUAGCCAUACAUCAAAUAGAAAUACGAAUCCAUUUAUACGUCCAAGAAUAUUAUUAACCGGUUUACGUCGUUCAGGUAAAACAUCAAUACAACGUGUUAUAUUUACAAAAAUGCAACCAUCACAAACACAAUUUCUUGAAUCAACACCACAUUUAACAUUAAAUCAAUUUUCAUGUGGCUCAUUUAUUAAUUUUCAAGUACAAGAAUUGCCCGGUCAAUUACCAUUAUUUUCAUCAGGACCUAAUAGUGGUAGUGGAGGAAAUCAUGUUCAAGCAUCAUCUUAUGAUGAUGAUUCAAUGACAAAUAUAAUGGGUGGUAAUUAUGAUUUAGAACGUUUAUUAAAACGUUGUAAUGCUGUUGUAUAUAUAAUUGAUGCUCAAGAUGAUUAUACUGAAUCAAUAUCACGUCUAAAUACAAUUAUACAAAAAGGUAGACGAAUUAAUCCUCGAAUACGAUAUGAAAUAUUUAUACACAAAGUUGAUCAAUUAUCUGAAGAAGCUAAAAUAGAAACACAACGAGAUAUUCAUAAUCAGGUACGAGAUCGUUUUGCUGAUCCUAUUAGUGGAGUAGAUUCCUGGUCGCCAACAUCCCAUAUGUCUAAUUCAAAUUCUCAAGAUAUUCUAAUAAAUUUUCAUUUAACAUCCAUAUUUGAUCAUUCAAUAUUUGAAGCAUUUUCAAAAGUAAUACAAAAAUUAAUCCCACAAUUUGCCCAUUUAGAACGUUUGCUCAAUUAUUUAUUAUCAACAUCGAAUAUUGAACAAGCAUUUUUAUUCGAUGUUCAAACUAAAAUAAGUAUUGCAACUGAUUCAUCACCCACCGAUAUGCAAAUGUACGAAUUAUGCUGUGACAUGAUUGAUUUAUUAAUAAAUAUGAGUGAAAUAUACGGACAACCAAGUGAAAAUAAUAUGCGAAGAUUAACUGAUGAUGACGAUGAAGAUGAAGAUGAAUAUCUUAAUGAAGAAUAUGAAAAUAAUCAGGGUGAUAAUACUGAACAACAGGAAUGGAAUCUUGUAGCUCAAAAUGAGGAUUAUAAUGAGAAUAAUAUUCAAAUAAAUGGUUCAAGAAAAAAUUCAUAUUUAAAUAGUCCUUUAGGUACACCACCAGUUAUGAAUCAUCAACCGUCAACAUUACUUGAAACAACAAAUGAACCAGCAUCAGCUGUGUUUGAUUCAAUGUCAUCCAGUAUUAUUAAAUUAACCGGUGGUCGAGCACUUUAUCUCAAAGAAAUAAAUCGUCAUUUAGCAUUAAUAUGUAUUUUACGUGAAGAAGCACUUACAAAACAAGCUCUUAUUGAUUAUAAUGUCAGACAAUUAAAAAAGUCUAUUAUAAAAUUAUUUCGUUUAAACUAUCAACUAUCUCGACCUCUUAUUUCAUCAUCGAACAUAGUUGAAUAA